Messenger RNA from Oryza brachyantha (malo sina), 910 nucleotides. RefSeq lists its product as uncharacterized. The transcript is spliced from 2 exons. The coding region runs from base 97 to 582 and encodes 161 amino acids. The record is from RefSeq and is a predicted model, not a curated record. NCBI's taxonomy places the organism in Eukaryota, Viridiplantae, Streptophyta, Magnoliopsida, Poales, Poaceae.
AUCUCCUCUCCCACCUCCCAAAUUGAAUCGCCAUCUCCGCUCCAGCCUCUCUGGUCUCCCGCUCGCCGCUGCCCCCACGUGCUCCAAGCUCCCCCCAUGGCGGGCGGCUCGCCCACCCCAAGCAAAGCCGGGGCACCGAGCAGCGGCCGCAAGCGCAAGGCCGCCGCCUCUACCGCGGCAGCCACCGCGGCCCGGGAGGACGAAGCGGCCGAGGAGGAAGAGGAGGAGGAGGAGGACACUGAAGAGCUGGAGAGGGAGCUGGACCGCCUGGGCCGCCGCCUCCUCGAGUACCGCCGUGACGCCGCCACCCGCCUCCUCGACGCCGCCGCCUCCCGCCUCACCGCCCUCCGCCCCCGCCCCCGCCCCGACGUUACAACUGGACCCCAGUCUCUUGCUGGAACACCACUUGCAAAAGCUGACCAAGAGAAGCUUGAAAAACUAAAGAUCAUCAAGGCCAAAAGUGAGGCUAAUAUUGCGGCUAUGCCCGUAGUACUGAAGAGCAUGAAUGAAUCUAUUGCACAGAUUGAGAAACUGGAGCAUUUGAAUGUGAAUAUGCAUCCUGUUUUCAAAACAAAACGGUAGUGAUGGUAACAUGCUUUUGUUUGAUUCAUUAUAUGCAUAAGGCUUUGUGUGUUGAUUCAGUGGUAUACCAUAUGUACCAUUUUGAUGUUUGAAUAGGCUGAUUCAGCAGCAUGUAGUUCUCCAAAGAGAUUCAGCUGAAGUUUGUAGUGGGGGUUUUUACUAACAAGACAGCUUUAGUUAGGCGUGAGUUGUAAUAUGUUCUCUACCUGUAUUUAAUCAGAAAGCACUGUGUAGCUGUUUGUCACCACUCUUUCUUAUGAGGCUGCCUUCACAAAUCACAUCCGACAAUUGUAAACCCUUCUACACAUAGUUUUGAUUAUAUCUUUUU